AUGCGCCAACCUCGGUUGCUGUCGCUGCAUCGUUAUUGCUCGAAUCCCAACCGUUGCGACCAACCGGGCGCCAACAUGGCCAGGCCUUCGAGUCGUCAUGACGCCCGAAUCAGCCCCGGCCCCGGUCUCGUGCUCAGGUCCCAUCGGUUCCGGCCCCACCUUAAGCCUCGGUGUCUGGUUGUUGUUGUCACCUCUAGGCCCAGGCUAGUUGUAAUGCCUCUGCGGCAGUGCAAGUCAGCCAAAGUCUGUAUCAUCUCGUUGCCGUGGCAACUGGCAAUUGGUCGAGGCUUGACUCGAGUGGAUUAUACUCAAACCCGUAGCCUCGGGGCAGGCGUCCGCCUUGGACACGAAUGCCUGGGCGACGACGGAGGAGCUGAUUCGUCCUCUCACACUUCUGGCGGGUGGUGGCCUCCUGGGUGGUUUGGCCGGUUUGUCUUUGAGGCUGGUUUGAUGUUGUUGCCCAGUCGACCAGCCAAUUGA
This is a messenger RNA of Protopolystoma xenopodis, 480 nucleotides long. NCBI's taxonomy places the organism in Eukaryota, Metazoa, Platyhelminthes, Monogenea, Polystomatidea, Polystomatidae. The record is from the annotation of a GenBank genome assembly.